This is a messenger RNA of Nannizzia gypsea CBS 118893, 285 nucleotides long. RefSeq lists its product as hypothetical. Bases 1 to 285 code for a protein of 94 amino acids. The transcript has 2 exons. NCBI's taxonomy places the organism in Eukaryota, Fungi, Ascomycota, Eurotiomycetes, Onygenales, Arthrodermataceae. The record is from RefSeq and is a predicted model, not a curated record.
AUGCCCGUCAUCUCGUUGUCUCUUCUCUUCGCCAUUGCUGCUCUUUGUGGCUACGGCUCUGGCUUCGGUAGUCUGGUCGAGUAUCGAAAUGCGGAUCAAAGUGCUAGCGUUCGAGAAGCGUCUUCCCAGUCGCACCGACAUGGGUGGAGGGGGGACGCCACAAACGGUCAGCCGAAGGGGCAGGAAGAAGCAGAGAAAGAUCGCUUAUUGCAAGCCGGGCUUGUGACACCCUGGCCACGGAGGAUACACAAUUAUAUCGGCCACUAUCACGACCAGAGACACUGA